CUAAUUUUAUCGAAAAAUCUGUGAUUGGGUUAUAGCCCGAGUAGAACGCUCAUAUCGUAAUCCAUACGUCGCAUAAGAAACACGUGCGAUGUCUCAAAGUCAGCAAUUUCAUGAAUUUAAACAAAAUUUUGCAAUCGGAUACCAUAGCUUAUGGCUGACUUAAUGUUCUAUUGUGAUUUGCGACAAUAACAUGCUUCAUAACCUUAACAGCUUGAAAGCUUCUUGUAUCGUGAAUUAUUUGCCAUUCGGUGAUAUUGUCAUAGGAUAUAUUUUUAUAAUGUAAGGACCAACUGGAUUCAUCAUCAUUUUAUCGUCAUCAGUGAAAACAAUAAAAACAAUUUUGAAAUGAAAUUAGUAGGCAAAUAUGUUGAUAAGAAGGGAGAAGGAGAUAUUGUCCUUGUCCCGGAGAAUACUGAGGAUAUGUGGCACAUUUAUAAUUUAAUUGUCGAAGGAGAUUACGUUACGUGCUCUACGAUAAGGAAAGUACAACUCGAAAGUAAAACUGGAAGUUCCAAUAAUUUUAGAGUGCGAACAACGUUAACAAUAAUUGUAGAAAAUAUAGACUUUGAUACUCAAGCUUGCGUUUUAAGGAUCAAGGGGAAAAAUAUAACGGAAAAUAAAUAUGUAAAAAAUGGUGCAUAUCAUACAUUAGAUAUUGAACAAAACAGAAAAUUUACGCUUAAAAAGUCAUUGUGGGAUUCGGUGAAUUUAGAACGUAUUGACACAGCAUGUGAUCCAACACAAAAUUCCGAUAUUGCCGCUGUUGUAAUGCAAGAAGGAAUAGCGCAUGUAUGUUUAAUAUCAUCAAAUAUGACAAUAGUGCGUGCGAAAAUUGAUCAAGUCAUUCCACGUAAAAGGAAAGGUAGCGCUUCCCAACAUGAAAAGGGUUUAAAUCGCUUUUAUGAAAGUAUAAUGCAAGGGAUUUUAAAACACGUAAACUUCGAUGUUGUGAAAUGCAUUAUACUCGCAAGUCCUGGAUUUGUUAAAGAUCAGUUUAUGAACUAUAUGAUUCAGCAAGCGGUGAAAUCUGAAAAUAAGUUAAUCCUUGAAAAUAAGAGUAAAUUUAUACUCACUCAUUCAAGUUCGGGCUUCAAACAUUCAUUAAGGGAAGUAUUGACUGAACCUUCGGUAAUUUCUCUGAUAUCCGAUACAAAAGCAGCGGGUGAAGUAAAAAUUUUAGAAACCUUUUAUACGAUGCUUCAAACAGAUUCAUCGAGAGUUUUUUAUGGUAAAAAUCAUGUUUUAGCAGCGUGUAAUGCAAAGGCUAUUGAAACAUUACUCAUUUCAGAUAAACUAUUUAGGUGCCAAGAUGUUGCAUUAAGGAAAGAAUAUAUUCAUCUUGUUGAAACAGUUAAAAAGUCCAAUGGAGAUGUUAAAAUAUUUUCAAGUAUGCAUAUAUCUGGCGAACAACUGGAUCUACUCACGGGUGUGGCAGCUAUAUUACGCUUUCCUAUGCCAGAAUUGGAAGAAGAUGGUUCCAUGGAAAAUUGAUGAAAAUAAACAUAAUAAAUGUAUUCGUUUGCGGUUAGAAUAUUUGUGCUGUGCACAAUUAUAAAAUAAUAUGCAAAUACGAGUCAUAAAGUUAUUCUUCAGAUAUGAUAAAUAAUGCACACGAAGAAUUUUGUUAUUUUAUAUUAUUA
This is a messenger RNA of Ceratosolen solmsi marchali, 1640 nucleotides long. It is a transcript of the gene pelo, whose product is annotated as pelota mRNA surveillance and ribosome rescue factor. Gene Ontology annotation, cellular component: cytoplasm. The record is from RefSeq and is a predicted model, not a curated record. The transcript is spliced from 10 exons. Lineage: Eukaryota; Metazoa; Arthropoda; Insecta; Hymenoptera; Agaonidae. Gene Ontology annotation, biological process: nuclear-transcribed mRNA catabolic process, non-stop decay; ribosome disassembly; nonfunctional rRNA decay. The coding region runs from base 346 to 1491 and encodes 381 amino acids.